Molecule: messenger RNA, 714 nt
Organism: Lathyrus oleraceus (garden pea)
Lineage: Eukaryota; Viridiplantae; Streptophyta; Magnoliopsida; Fabales; Fabaceae
Exons: 1
Coding region: 1-714 (237 amino acids)
Molecular function (GO): RNA-DNA hybrid ribonuclease activity; nucleic acid binding
Source: RefSeq, a predicted model, not a curated record
AUGAUUUUAAUAGAAUGUGCUAUCCAGUAUACAACUCAAAAAGCCAUCAAGAGUAGUAUAAUUGCUGACUAUUUAGCUCAUCAGCCUGUGGAAGAUUACCAGCCAAUGAAGUUUGAGUUCCCUGAUGAAGAUGUGAUGUUUCUCAAAGAAUAUUACAACCGACCGGAUCCAGAUGAAGGCCCAGAACCAGGAUCGCGAUGGACGCUCGUGUUCGAUGGUGCUUCAAAUUCUUUGGGAAACGGUGUAGGAGUUGUCAUUACUUCUCCCACAGGUUUUCAUAUUCCUUUCACUGCUAGAAUCUCUUUCGACUGCACAAAUAACAUGGCUGAAUAUGAAGCUUGCAUCUAUGGUAUUGAAGCUGCUAUUGAUUUGAGAAUCAAGUAUCUUGAAGUAUAUAGGGAUUCUGCUCUGGUCAUCAGCCAAAUCAAUGGAGAUUGGGAGUCUCGCCACCCAAAUUUGAUUCCAUACCGAGAGGACGUGUUGAAGUUGAUUCCAUAUGUUGAGGAGAUCACGUUUGAUCAUAUUCCAAGAGAAGAGAGUCAUUUAGCCGAUGCACUGGCCACUCUGGCAUCCAUGUCCAAAGUCAAAUGGGCGAAUAAGGCCCCCUCAGUCAGCAUUAUGAGGUUGGAUGAGCCAUCUUUUUGCUACAUUAAUAAUGAAGCACAAGAUGAUAAGCCUUGGUUUCAUGAUAUCAAAAGAUACCUUGAGAAAUAG